AAAAGGCCGAACACGUGAGCGUGGUCGCUGUUGAUUUCAUUUUGAAGGUGAAGCCUCUGCUAGCGCGUGCCUCCAGCGCCCAUACAAUCUGUAAGUCUAAAGAAGUGUAUCCUCUCUCCCCUCGUUCAGCCAGAAGAUGUCAUCAACCCUGUCUGCCGCCAGCGUGGAGUCUCUGCCUCAGAGCGCCGAGCAGAAGAAGCCGCUGAAGCCGUGCUGUGCCUGCCCAGAGACAAAGAAAGUCAGGGAUGCUUGCAUCAUUGAGAAGGGCGAGGACAACUGUGGAGGCCUGAUCGAGGCGCAUAAAGACUGCAUGAGGGCGCUCGGCUUCAAGAUUUAACUACUCUGCUUUGUGUGCGUGUGUGUUUUUGUGAAGUGCAAGAUGACCCUGGAUCUUCUCACCUCCUUUCCCCUGCUUAUUUAUACCUUGACUGGAAGAGAAAUGUGAAGAUGGUGCACUUCAGUCUCUGCUUGGUUGAUUGUCUUUUUGUGAUUGUUUUUAAAAGUCUGCAAAUGAGAAAUGUGUGAAUAUCUAAAAACGCUGUGUGAAAUUGAAUAAAAGUCCUAUGCAAUAAGC
Messenger RNA from Labrus mixtus (cuckoo wrasse), 574 nucleotides. Its product is annotated as cytochrome c oxidase copper chaperone. Gene Ontology annotation, biological process: mitochondrial respiratory chain complex IV assembly. The record is from RefSeq and is a predicted model, not a curated record. Gene Ontology annotation, cellular component: mitochondrial intermembrane space. The transcript is spliced from 4 exons. Gene Ontology annotation, molecular function: copper ion binding; copper chaperone activity. Lineage: Eukaryota; Metazoa; Chordata; Actinopteri; Labriformes; Labridae. The coding region runs from base 137 to 337 and encodes 66 amino acids.